Messenger RNA from Chaetomium globosum CBS 148.51, 1131 nucleotides. RefSeq lists its product as uncharacterized. Gene Ontology annotation, molecular function: oxidoreductase activity, acting on the aldehyde or oxo group of donors, NAD or NADP as acceptor. The record is from RefSeq and is a predicted model, not a curated record. The transcript is spliced from 3 exons. NCBI's taxonomy places the organism in Eukaryota, Fungi, Ascomycota, Sordariomycetes, Sordariales, Chaetomiaceae. Bases 1 to 1131 code for a protein of 376 amino acids.
AUGCCGAAACCCUUCAGCAAUAUUCGGUCAGCCGCCAUCGACGGCCGGGCACUGAAUCCCAUCUUUCGGAAGAUACAACUGAAGCAACUGCAUGAUGGGCUUCUGGAGAAGGCAUCUGACCUCCAAGAUGCCAUUGCGGCCGACACAGGCUAUACCCCAGCCGAGGUGCAGAUCGAGUAUUGGCUUGCCAUGCACAUGCUGACCCAAGCUUUUACCGCUAUCGACACGGACCAAUCCCUCCACGAGGAAUACGCAGUAUCAAGAGGCCAGAAUAUGCCCCAAGCAAAAGAAGCUGUUGGAAUCGUGGUCAUCCAUCCCGCCAAACAUGCCUUCUUUUCCUGCCUCAUGUCCGCGUUGGUCCCGGCGCUGGCAGCAGGCAACUGCGUGAUCGUGCAGGCGGAGCAAUCCCUCUUGCGGACACCCCCGCUAGUGCUAGAUCUCAUUAUACAAGCCCUCGACGAUGACAUUUUCGAGACAACUACCAACCCCAUCAACGAACCCGACUUGGACCACCCUCACAUCCGCGUCCUGCAAAACGGCAGUGAGAGCGCCCAUCUCUCGCACCAUCUCGUUUCGGAGUCCAAGGCUCGAGUAGUGGCAGUUGUGGAGCGUGAUGCCAACUUGGAUGUUGCGGCGCGGGAGUUGGUCCGGUCGCGGUUUGCGCUGCGCGGGAGGUCGCCGUAUGCCCCUGAUGUGGUGCUGGUGAAUGAGUGGGUGAAGAAGGAGUUUCUCGAGGCUGUUGUGCGGCACACCGUGCGGUUUGUUUCUGAGGGCGGUAAGAAGAGUCCGCCUCGGACGGCGCCCGGGCAAAGUCUAUCCGAGUUGGUGAGGACGGAAAAGGGGGUGAAUGUCUUGUCCUGGAGUUCGGCUGGAGCGGUUGUGGAGGUUGAGGACAGGAAAUCACCGUUAUUGCGCCGUAAGGUACAAGAAGGCUGCCUCCUCGUUCACGCGGUUACGAGCAUAGACGAUGCCAUUGACUUCUCUAGAAGGUAUGCCAACAUACACCCACACCGGACUCGGAGAAUUACUUCUGACAGACUCCAAAGCAAUGGCCGUCUUGGUGCCGCUGCCAGCUUCCGAUCCAGGGUCUUCCUUCUAACAAGUUACAGUUCUUCCCGUGGCGCCUUCUAA